AUGCCCGAGGAGUUUCAUGUUAAGGACAAAGAGAAAAAUGAUACAGUUGAGGUCAUGAGUGUAAAUAAUGAUGAGGCGGUAAAUAAAAGAAAGUCUACUGUGUCAGAAGGUGUUUUCGAAAGAUUUGUUACGGACAAAAAGAUUUUAUUACUGGGUGAAGACGAAGAGGAAAGUGAUAGCAUAAUGGUAAAAAGGAGGAAAAUGGGAUCAUUUAAAAAUAGCGAGAGAAGUACUAGUGAAGGUUCCGAUCAGAUAAGCCGAAGGAGGUCAAAGGAAGAUGAAUUGAAACAAACAGGGGUACGUGAUGAUAAGAAUAAACAAACUAAGAGAAGACAUGUCAAGGAGAAAAUUAACAAGAGUGAUAGAGAGGUAGAAGAAACAUUAGGAAAUGAGGAAAGUUUUAAAAUAAUGGAAUUAGAUAAUGAGGAUCAAGAAGGAUUUUGUGUUGUCCAAAGAAAGAAAAGUAGUAUGGCCUUUGAAAAGAUGGUAAAGCUGCAAACGACAACGGUCAGUUCUGCUCCGAUUUUCGGCGCGUGA
Odontomachus brunneus is the source of this 537-nucleotide messenger RNA. RefSeq lists its product as uncharacterized. The record is from RefSeq and is a predicted model, not a curated record. NCBI's taxonomy places the organism in Eukaryota, Metazoa, Arthropoda, Insecta, Hymenoptera, Formicidae. The transcript is spliced from 2 exons. The coding region runs from base 1 to 537 and encodes 178 amino acids.